Messenger RNA from Symbiodinium pilosum, 471 nucleotides. Lineage: Eukaryota; Dinophyceae; Suessiales; Symbiodiniaceae. The record is from the annotation of a GenBank genome assembly.
GUUAGGGCCAAUACUGGGAGCUUCAGAUGUGAAAGUGGGCGUGGUAUCCACUCUUCGGGAUGUGCAGGACCAACUGAUGCAAUGGUUGGAAUGGUUCCGACUUAUUGGCUUUGCGCAUAUGUUCUUGUACUUUGACGAUCCUGAACACGACGAGGCGGCAAUUGAAGAAGCCAGGGCAACAUAUUCCUCCGACUUCGUGAGUUUUUGUCUGUAUACGGGCUUAGUCAACGCCGCUUGUUGCCACAAGGCACAGUUGCAUGUAAGCUCAUUGAGCCUUAGGCAUGGCGAGCAGCUGAGAGAAGAGUGGCAACAUCUCAGGAGUUGGCCAAAGUUCUCGAAGUACACAGAUGACCGGAUGUGCAGGCAGCUGCUGAACAUUGCCCAUGCGCUGAAGCGAGCGGCAUGUGAGACUGAAAAUGAGGCGGUGGACUGGGUCAUUCAUUUAGACCACGAUGAGCUUUUCCUCCCGCC